Bursaphelenchus okinawaensis is the source of this 797-nucleotide messenger RNA. The record is from the annotation of a GenBank genome assembly. Lineage: Eukaryota; Metazoa; Nematoda; Chromadorea; Rhabditida; Aphelenchoididae.
AUGCGGUUUUUGGCUCUUGUGCAAUGCGUUCUGAUGCUAUGUCUGACAGGUAAGGGAGUACGGUAAUUUUGUUUUGUAGUACUUGAGUUUGGUCUACAGUAUGAUUUUUCUUAAAUUACAAUAUGAUCGUAUUGUGAGCUACAGUAUUUUUGAAAAAAAUUGAUAUACUGGUUCAAAAGUUAUGUAUGUUGUGCUGUAUAAAUCUCCAUAAUUAAAAAAAUUACUGCAACUUACAGUACUAUCAAUUUAUAACUUCUAAACCUACAGUAAUGUUAUUUCAGUUACAGUAUCCUUUUCAAAAUCGUAUCGUCUACUCCGUCCAGAAUACGUGACUAGAACACACCAGAAGAUACUACCAGCACCAUACGCAUCGUACCGGCUACGUCUCAACGGGCCCAGUAUGUAUCUGUUCGGCUACAACCAUAACAAUGAUGCUAGACUGAAGCGAGUGAACGACGACGAUGAAGAUGUAAGUGUAAAAUACGCCACAAACUUUGAAUAUUGAUAUUAGGAAGUUCAGUUUAUUCUGUGCUCCUUUGACACUGUAUUUCACUUUAUUCUGUGCCCCAAUGACACAGUAUUUCACUUUAUUCUGUGCCCCAAUGACACAUUAUUUCACUUUAUUCUGUGCCCCUUUGACACAUUAUUUCAUUUUAUUCUGUGCCUCUUUGAGACAGUAUUUCACUUUAUUCUGUGCCCUUCAGAAAAAUAUUUUUAAAAAAACUAAAAAUUAUGCAAAUUUAGAAAGUUUUUGUAUUUAAAAUGACAUUUUUCAGCAACCUCUACGAUUUGGAUGA